AUGGAGGUUGCUCCACCUACGCAAGGAAACCCGGAGGCUACCAGAGGUCGACGCAGACCGAACCGCGGCAGGAGAGGAGGCCGUGGAAAUGCUGUUCCUGGUGGCGAGACUUCAUCGUUGACCUUUCGCCCUGCCAGUCUUGCUCCGGAACCUUCAUCUACAUCAGAAACCMGCCAUACGGAUGGUCGACAACGAGGACGUGGUGGAAGGCGGGGAAGAGGGCCGAGGCAGGCUCCAGAGGGUCGUGCGACUGUCAAUGGCCGUGCAUUCGGCGGUAGAUUGACGCAGGAUGUUGCAAACGUUCCUGAUCCGGCAUCUCUGCAAGGGAAUGCACCGACUUUCGUCCCUGGACAGCAACAGGUCCAAAACGCCACGAAAGUAGCUCCAAGGCAACAACGGCAACCUCGCCAGCCGCGGAAGGCUGUGCCGAAAUCGCAAGCACCGGAUAUUGCCACCCGGACGCACGAAGACAUUGAUCAUGGCCACUAUGAAUGCCCAAUUUGCACAAGCGACGUUCAGCGAAAUUCCAAAGUUUGGUCAUGUCAUACUUGUUGRACGGUCUUCCAUCUCACGUGUGUCAAGAAAUGGUCUUCCAAUGAGGGAUCUUCUGCAAGUCGUCAACAUGCAGAGAAUGGAGAUGUUCAGCCUCGACAAUGGCGCUGUCCUGGAUGCAACCUUCCCAAAGAUGACUACCCCACAUCCUAUACUUGUUGGUGUGAGAAGGAGACUGAGCCGCGUCCACUAGCUGGACUACCGCCCCAUUCAUGCGGUCAAACUUGUGGAAAGGAGAGGGCGAGGCAGUGUCCACACCACUGUGCCCUGACUUGUCACGCGGGUCCAUGUCCGCCUUGUACGCACAUGGGACCGACACAAACAUGCUUCUGCGGUAAGCACGAAUCUACUAAGCGGUGCGCGGAGACGGAAUACGUGUCUGGAUGGGGUUGUGGUGAGAUUUGCGGAGCUUUAAUGUCUUGCGGCACGCAUCGCUGUGUUCGUGCUUGUCAUGAAGGUGAUUGCGGACCGUGCGAGGUGCGCCUACCUGGAAGAUGCUAUUGUGGGCAGAUGGAAAAGGAUGUCAUGUGCAGUGAUCAAGGGGAGAUCAAGGAGAGUUUGCGUAAUCAUCAUCCCAAAGGUGGGGAGAUGAUCCUGGAGAACUGGACUGGAGUUUUUGAUUGUGGGAAUGCGUGCGAUCGAGCUUUGGAUUGCGGUGUUCACCACUGCGAGAAGAAGUGCCACGCUCAGGAUGCAGAUGCCGGUCACUGCCCUCGAUCACCAGAUGUUGUUACCCACUGCCCUUGUGGGAAGACAUCGCUCGACGAUAUGAAGAUGUUCACGCGCAUGACUUGCGAGGAUCCCAUACCGAGCUGCACAAAACCUUGUGGUAAUCCGUUAUCUUGCGGGCACCCUUGUCCGGAGAUUUGCCAUUCCGGAGAUUGUCCUUCGUGUUUGAAGAACGUCACCAUCAACUGCCGUUGUGGUAGGACAACAUCGCCUACGAUCUGCCAUCAGGGUCAUGAAGAACAGCCGCAGUGUCGGCGAAUAUGCCGGGCAAAUCUCAACUGCGGAAGACAUGCGUGUGAAGAACGCUGCUGCUCGGGUGAGCGCAAGGCAAUCGAGCGUCAGACUUCCAAAAAGAAGAAGCAGCCACUGCAUUCUGCUGCUCGCCCUAUUGACGACGGCAUCGAAGCAGAGCACAUCUGCACACGUCAAUGUGGAAGACCUCUCAAGUGCGGGAACCAUGUUUGCGAGGAGCUCUGCCAUAAAGGUCCUUGUGGAUCCUGCAGGGAAGCAAUUUUUGAGGAUAUCAGCUGCCACUGUGGUCGGACAGUUCUCCAGCCUCCUCUUCCUUGCGGCACGAUUCCUCCACCUUGUAGAUAUGCUUGCGAGCGACCAAAAGCUUGCGGACAUCCUCAAGUCGCCCACAAUUGCCACCAAAACGACGAUCCAUGCCCGAAAUGUCCAUUCCUGUGCGAGAAGCGCUGCAUGUGUGGGAAGAAGGCGUUGAAGAAUCAGCCAUGUUGGCUGAGAGAUGUUGGAUGUGGAGACGUUUGCGGGAAGAAACUCAAGUGUGGCUCCCAUUUUUGUCGGAAACCCUGCCAUCGAGCUGGAGAGUGCGAGGAUUCCAACGGCGCCGAUUGUACGCAACCUUGUGGGAAAGAGAAGAAGGUCUGUGGUCACCCAGAUGAGGCUCCAUGCCAUGCUCCUUUCCCCUGCAAAGAAGAAAAGCCGUGCGGAAGCAAGAUGUUCAUCACUUGUGCUUGCCAAGCGCAGAAGCAGGAGAUGAAGUGUGGAGCUUCCAAGUCGAGUGAGGGCAACAAUGGCAAGACGCUUUCUUGUAAUGAAGAAUGUGCUCGGCUAGAGCGGAACAGGAAACUGGCGCUAGCUUUGAACAUCGACCAAAGCUCGCAUGUCGAUGGAGGAGAUCACAUCCCUUACUCGACCGACACGCUCAAUGUCUUCGCUAAGCAAAGCAAGUGGGCGCAAACACAAGAGCGAGAGUUUCGCGUUUUCGCAGAUGACCCAGACGAGAAGCGACUGCGCUUCAAACCCAUGCAAGCUUCCCAACGAGCUUUCAUUCAUCUUCUCGCGGCGGACUUUGGUUUUGACACUGAGAGCACGGAUCCAGAGCCUCAUCGCCAUGUACUGGUUUGGAAGACACCGCGAUUUGUAUCUGCGCCCAAUAAGACGCUCGAGCAGGCGCAUCGCAUACGGCAGCAAGCAAUGCGCUCUGUCGGCGGAAGUGCCAAUGCUUCUGACAACGAAGGAUCGGCGCCUGCUGCAAAGGUCAAGGUCGUCAAUCAAGUCCAACCGUUCAACGGGUUUGUCAWCAGCAAGCCUAGAUUCGGUCUGACGAUUGAUGAGGUGCGGAACGAAGUCAAUGCCGUUCUGCACUCUCACUCUCCUUUCACUUUCGACAUUGAAUUCCUGCCCAGCGAAGAGGUCGUUCUCAAAGCAAUAUCUCAGACUCUACCAGCAGCAGACCUUGAGCGGGCAUUGCAACAACUUCGAAAUCCGCUGGCGACAGCAAUUGCAGGCAAGGCAUUGGGCAGCUUGCAGCUGUGCAAUACUGACAGCUCGCUCAACAUUGUAAGAUUGGAGAGUGACAACACAGGCGGAGAUGGAUGGUCGAGAGUUGCAGCUAAGAAGGCUGCGCCGCGGGCUGCGAUGAGUAGUGGCGGGUUCGGCUUGGCAAGGAAUGCCUUUGCUGCGCUUGAUGGCAAUGGAGGAGGUAGCAGCGCAGCUGGGAAGGUCACAUUCGCGAAGAAGGCGCCAAUCAAGAAGAAAGUGGAGAAGAUUGUGCCUGUGGUGGACGAUUGGGAGGCUGCUGAGACUGCUGAGGAAGCCAAGGAGGGUGAAGAGAGUGAUGGAGGGGUGAAGACGGUCGUCGCUGAGGAACAGCCGAAGGACGACAACAUUGAUGCCACAGAUACAGGCUCUGCUGAGCCYGUUGAAGCCAAGGAUUUUGCUGCGGUCAUUGGACCGGCGGACGCCGCUGAGGAUGUUGAAGAGGCGAAGGAGGGUGGCCAAAGCGAUGGCAGCGUGCAAGCGGGGAGCAAUCCUCCAGCUUCAGAGGCCAUCAUUGACGCCUCGUCUUCUGCCCCGGGGGAUGAAGCGGUCGCUUCCGUCAUUGUUGGCGARGCACCUGCUAUUCAACCCAUCACUGUUACGGUUGAUAAGACUUCUACGAGUCCAGAGAAGCUUGACUGGGCUGGCGAAGCUGAAGAAGCUGCGCAUGAAGAGUCGUAG
Molecule: messenger RNA, 3747 nt
Organism: Ramularia collo-cygni
Lineage: Eukaryota; Fungi; Ascomycota; Dothideomycetes; Mycosphaerellales; Mycosphaerellaceae
Product: related to cysteine-rich protein NFX-1
Exons: 1
Coding region: 1-3747 (1248 amino acids)
Biological process (GO): negative regulation of transcription by RNA polymerase II
Cellular component (GO): nucleus
Molecular function (GO): zinc ion binding; DNA-binding transcription factor activity, RNA polymerase II-specific; RNA polymerase II transcription regulatory region sequence-specific DNA binding
Source: RefSeq, a predicted model, not a curated record